CCUCUCGCAACCCACGUGAAAUCUCUUCUCUUGACAAGAUGUGUUGCAACUACGGCAACUCCUGUGGCUAUGGCUGUGGCUAUGGCUACGGCUGUGGCUAUGGCCCCUAUUACAGCUGGAGUUAUGGACCUGGCUAUGGCUGUGGAUAUGGCUCCUGGUAUGGCUGUGGCUCUGGUUGUGGAUACGGCUGUGGAUAUGGCUCCUGCUGUGGCUACAGCCCCAGAUAUGGCUGUGGUUGUGGCUAUGGCUCCGGCUGUUAUGGUUACCAGCCAUUUUGCUAUAGAAGAUGUUAUUCUUCUUGCUGUUAGAACAUCACCCCAUUGUUCUCUAAAUAAGACACAUCUAAUGAGAGGGCUGAAUCAAGGAUUCAUACUUCACAUUUUCUAUAUCCAAGAAAUUGCAUGCUUCACAGAGGCUCUCACCUCCAAGCAGCAUUUCUAGAAUGGCAUCCUGUGCCUCAAGGCUGUGUGGUUUCAUCUGACUCUUUUAUAAAUGUUGGUCUUUAUUCCCCUACUUUGGAUUCUGUCAUCUGACUGUGGCAACUAGCCUAACACCCCACUAUUGGGCAAAUUCCUUAUUCUCAAUAAAAAUGAUUCUUUGCUUCUAAUA
Neofelis nebulosa (Clouded leopard) is the source of this 609-nucleotide messenger RNA. Its product is annotated as keratin-associated protein 6-2-like. The transcript has a single exon. Bases 39 to 308 code for a protein of 89 amino acids. NCBI's taxonomy places the organism in Eukaryota, Metazoa, Chordata, Mammalia, Carnivora, Felidae. The record is from RefSeq and is a predicted model, not a curated record.